GCAGGCCCUCUGGACGUCUGAGCACCGCGUUCUGCUCCGGAGAAGCCGACGCCUCCCGCGAUGCCCGCCCCACCGUGCACCUCCUGCCACACGGCACGAGCUGCCCUCCGCCGCCCGCGCUCGGGACACGCGCUGUGUGGCGCCUGCUUCUGCGCCACCUUCGAGGCCGAGGUGCUGCACACGGUGCUCGCGGGCCGCCUGCUGCCUCCGGGUGCAGUGGUGGCCGUGGGCGCCUCGGGUGGCAAGGACUCCACCGUGCUCGCGCACGUGUUGCGCGAGCUCGCGCCGCGCCUGGACAUCUCGCUGCAGCUCGUGGCUGUGGACGAGGGCAUUGGCGGCUACCGGGACGCGGCGCUGGCGGCUGUGCAGCGCCAGGCAGCGCGCUGGGAGCUGCCGCUCACCGUCGUGGCCUACGCAGACCUCUUCGGGGGCUGGACGAUGGACGCCGUGGCCCGCAGCACGGCCGGCUUGGGCCGCAGCCGCUCCUGCUGUACCUUCUGCGGGGUGCUGCGGCGCCGAGCGCUGGAGGAAGGGGCGCGCCUCGUGGGAGCCACGCACAUUGUGACGGGUCACAACGCUGACGACAUGGCGGAGACGGUGCUCAUGAACUUCCUGCGGGGCGACACGGGGCGGCUGGCCCGGGGCGGGGGCCUGGGCUCGCCGGGCGAGGGGGGCGCCCUGCCGCGCUGCCGCCCGCUGCAGUUCGCGUCGCAGAAGGAGGUGGUGCUGUACGCGCACUUCCGCCGCCUCGACUACUUCUCCGAGGAGUGCGUCUACGCGCCCGAGGCCUUCCGCGGCCACGCCCGCGACCUGCUCAAGCGCCUGGAGGCGGCGCGGCCGUCGGCGGUGCUGGACCUCGUGCACUCGGCCGAGCGCCUGGCGCUGGCCCCGGCCGCGCUGCCCCCGCGCCCCGGCGCCUGCUCCCGCUGCGGGGCGCUCGCCAGCCGCGCGCUCUGCCAGGCCUGCGCCCUCCUGGACGGCCUGAACCGCGGCCGGCCGCGCCUGGCCAUCGGCAAGGGCCGCCGGGGGCUGGACGAGGAGGGGCCGCCUGGGGAUCGGGCCCGGCCCCCUGCCUCGGAGGCCAUCCCCGCCUUCUAGAGACCGCAGGCCUCCGGCUGGGAUCCGAGCUCCGGGGGUGGGGCUGCCUGUACAUAGCGCUGUGAAUAAAGCGGAGUUUCUCUCCCUGGCCUUCCGUGCGGGGUUGGGAGGAGGGCAGGGAGCCAGUGACCUGUAACCCUGCAGAAGGGGGGGGCGGGGAGCGGGCAUAUGUCUGGGUCUGAGGGAGGAGGGUUCUCGGGGUGGGCUACUGGGACUGAGGGAGGACGGGGC
Propithecus coquereli (Coquerel's sifaka) is the source of this 1329-nucleotide messenger RNA. RefSeq names its product cytosolic thiouridylase subunit 1 (gene CTU1). Gene Ontology annotation, biological process: tRNA wobble position uridine thiolation. Gene Ontology annotation, cellular component: mitochondrion; cytosolic tRNA wobble base thiouridylase complex. Bases 61 to 1098 code for a protein of 345 amino acids. Gene Ontology annotation, molecular function: tRNA binding. The record is from RefSeq and is a predicted model, not a curated record. Lineage: Eukaryota; Metazoa; Chordata; Mammalia; Primates; Indriidae. The transcript has 3 exons.